AUGUAUGAUUAUGCUCAUGAGCUGCGCAGAUCAAAUCUUGGUUCAACAAUCAAAUUAAAGGUUGAAGAUCAUGAUGGUGCAAAGAUAUUCCAAAGAUUUUAUGUCUGUUUAAAAGCAUGUAAGGACAGCUUUGUAUCAUGUAGGUCUAUAAUAGGAUUAGAUGGAUGUUUUUUAAAGGGGAGGUUUAGUGGUGAGUUAUUGACAGUUGUGGCACGAGAUGCAAAUGAUCAGAUGUUGCCAUUAGCAUACACAGUUGUGGAGGGUCUCCUGCCAGCUUUGAAUGAACUCAUCCCAGGAGUUGAUCAAAGGUUUUGUAUGCGCCACCUGUAUGAGAAUUUCAGGAAGAAAUUUCCAGGGAAAAUGCUCAAACGCUUAAUGUGGAGGGCUGCUUACUGCACAUAUCCACAAGCAUGGGAAAAGGUUAUGUUAGAGCUUAAAGAAGUUGACGAGGAUGCAUUCAAACAUUUAAUAGCUAUUCCUCCAAGGUAUUGGUCAAGAUCAAGGUUCAAUACCAAUGUCAAGUGUGACACACUAGUUAACAACAUGUCAGAGGUAUUCAACAGCGUCAUUGUGGAUGCAAGGAGUAAGCCAAUAAUUACCAUGCUUGAAGACAUAAGUUGGUCAGUAGACAAGCUUUUCAAGGUCAGACAUGUGUCUACUAUUGGUGAGAAGUUUGUGGUUAAUGUGGACAACAUGGACUGUAGCUGCAGGAAAUGGGGUAUUACUGGCGUCCCAUGCUCACAUUCUCUGGCUGCAAUGAAAUUCUUAAAUCUAAGUGUAGAUCCAUUUGUAGCACACUGGUUUACCAAGUCCACAUAUGAAGAAAUAUAUUGCUCAAUCAUAUAUCCUGUAAAUGGCCAAGAUGUCUGGGAAAUCACUCCCUUCCCUGAUGUGCUGCCUCCAUUAAAGUGCAUACUGCCUGGACGACCUAAGAAGAAAAGAAGAUUACAAGCCUCUGAGAUGAAGAAAGAUGACACCCAAGUUAGAAGAUGGGGGAUAAGGAAGAAAUGCUCAACAUGUAAGCAACUUGGACACAACAGAAUAACUUGCCCACAAGCUCCACCAUCUCCACCAACUCCACCACCAACAACUACUUCUGAUGAACAAUCCGUGCCUCCAAACCAGGGACCAACUGCUGAUGAAGGCCAAAACAUUUCCAAUCAACAAGUUGUGCCUCCAAACCAGGGACCAACUGCUGCAGAAGGGCAAAAUAUUUGCAGUCAACAAACUGUGACUCCAUCCCAGCCUCCUACUUCUGCUCAAUAUGUGCCUCCAACCUAA
This is a messenger RNA of Vigna unguiculata (cowpea), 1281 nucleotides long. RefSeq lists its product as uncharacterized. The record is from RefSeq and is a predicted model, not a curated record. NCBI's taxonomy places the organism in Eukaryota, Viridiplantae, Streptophyta, Magnoliopsida, Fabales, Fabaceae. Gene Ontology annotation, molecular function: zinc ion binding.